AUGUCUGUUCUUUCGCCACUGAGUGACAAUGAAAGUGCACCGGAAGCGUUAGACAUUUUCAAGCUUUACCCUAACCAAGUUGCUAUUCAGAACUUCUUUUUAGAGGACAUCAGACCAGUAAGCCAGUUCACGGGAGUAGCCGCCCCGCUCGAGUUUGAAACAUCACUUCAAGGGGACUCAUACUGUGAACUUCCGUCGUGCAGGCUGUUUUUAAGGGUGCGAAUUCUACAUGCAGACGGCACACGAUGUGAUGAUAACGUGAAAAUAUCACCCUGUGACGCUUUUUUCCACUCAAUGUUUAAAAAAGUGGACGUGUACAUGAACAGGACACUGGUUAGUUCCUCUGGCGAUCUAUAUCCUUACAAAAGUUACUUUAACAAGUUGUUUAGGCGCGACCUGAGCAAGGGAAAUGGGAAAAAAUCAGACUGCGAGCUCUUUACAGGAAAUGAUGGAGGAUUCCCAGCUGAAACAAACCCUAACGGAGGAAACUAUGGACUGUUCAAGCGAUACAAUGUUAGUCGGGGAUCGAGACCAUUCGACCUGGUGGGAUUACCAUUAAAUGAUAUCAUGGAACUCGACCGUUAUCUCAUUAACGGUGUUCACCUUAGAUUAGUUCUUCACCGGAACAAUGUAGAUUUCUGUCUGCUUAGUGGAGAAGAUAAUGCUCAGGGUGGAUAUCGUUUGAAAAUUGAAGAUGCAUUUUUACGACUUAUGAAAGUGAAAGUAAAUCCUGCGAUUUUGUUAGCGCACUCUAAGCUAUUGAAGAAUGUCACUGCUAAGUAUCCGUAUAUUCGUUCAGAGACAAAAUGUGCAAACAUUGCCAGUGGCCAAAGUAUUUUUACAUGGGAUCACAUAAAUGCUGGUUACCUGCCAAAGUUCGUGAUUGUCACGUUUGUAGACAGUGCCGCUGUGUUGGGCUCGCUUAGGUUGAAUCCGUUUAAUAUGGAACAUUUUGAUUUGCGACAAAUCAGUCUUUACAUCAACGGUGUAGCAUGUUCUGGGAACCCAGUAAAUGUCAGUUACGAUGAGGAUCUCACUGCAGAAGUUUUAGACCGAAUAUAUGGUUUUCGGAAGUCCAGGCCCUUGUACACUGCCAUGGGUGGUAUAAGCAACAAGGAACGAGAUUUGUGUGAGAUAGGCAAGUCAGAACUCAAGAAUGGAUCUGCUAUAUAUGUCUUUGACCUUUCACCUGUCGUAGACGAAGGUUUUCAUUUUGAACUACUGAACAGUGGAACACUUUCACUGCAGGUGAAAUUUGGUAGUUCCCUUGCUCAAAAUGUUGCAUGUAUAGUCUACGCAGAAUACGAUGCCUUAAUGGAAAUAGACGACUCCCGUAUUGUGAAGAUUGUUUAA
Messenger RNA from Ruditapes philippinarum (Manila clam), 1353 nucleotides. RefSeq lists its product as uncharacterized. NCBI's taxonomy places the organism in Eukaryota, Metazoa, Mollusca, Bivalvia, Venerida, Veneridae. The transcript has 2 exons. The coding region runs from base 1 to 1353 and encodes 450 amino acids. The record is from RefSeq and is a predicted model, not a curated record.